This is a messenger RNA of Cloeon dipterum, 1653 nucleotides long. RefSeq lists its product as uncharacterized. The record is from RefSeq and is a predicted model, not a curated record. The transcript has 5 exons. NCBI's taxonomy places the organism in Eukaryota, Metazoa, Arthropoda, Insecta, Ephemeroptera, Baetidae. Gene Ontology annotation, molecular function: chitin binding. Gene Ontology annotation, cellular component: extracellular region. Bases 190 to 1434 code for a protein of 414 amino acids.
CGUGUGGUAGCGCGGCGUGCAAGAUGCAAGUUUAAGUGAGGACGCGGAGGACUUGAAGAGCCAGUGUUCAGGCGGCAGGCGAUCAGAUCAGUGAAAGCGCACGUCCGUCCGUCCGCCAGCAGCGUGCACGCUACUCCAGCGUCAACCUCCACUGGCAAAUGUGAACGGAGCAACCUGGGCGAGAGCAGGAUGGCACUCGGCAGGCGUAUCCACCCAGUGUGCUGCUUGAUGACCGUUUUAUUUGUCGUGCACGCGGCUGAGGCGCAAAACGAUCAGCCAGCGUUGACGACGCCAAAGCAGAAGCAAAGUGAGGAGAUCCCGGUUACACCAUUUUCGUGUAAAGGUCGAGUGCCAGGUUACUAUGCAGAUCUCGACACUGGUUGCCAGGUUUACCACAUGUGCGCCGCUGGGGGUCAAAAAUUCAGCUACCGAUGCCCGGAGCACACACUCUUCCAGCAACGGAUGAUGGUGUGUGAUCACUGGUUCAUGGUGGACUGCAAGAACUCUCACCUUUACUACGCGGCCAACGAAAGGAUCGGUGACAAAAACCAGCCAUUUAUUUCAUCAAGCGAAUCUAUACCCCACGAAUUCAUUGGAGAUACGUUCCACCCUGUCAAGCUGGAGUCAAAGGUGCAUGGGAAAGCAAUCGAAUUUAAUCCCAGGUUCAACAGUUUCACCACCAGCAAAACGCACGAGCCAGCAAAGGACCUCCUUCCGCCACCGUUUGAAAAUUCUGUCCAACUGACCGAGAGGGCUGAUUUUGGCUCAUCCGAGGAUAGCUCAACCUUGCCGAGUACGAUUAACAGAGAGUUGACCCCAGUGACGAUAGUUCCCACAUUCCCAGUGCCUUCAACAAAAUUCACUUUUUCCCCUCUGAAACAGCAGACCAGCAGUGCCAGCACGGCCUCUAGCUUCCAGACCAGAACAACCCCUCCUAUACCUUUGUCCGCGUUUUUGACUCAAAAUUUUACAAAGAGUCCCAUUCGGCCCAUGGGUCUGUCACAAACCACCCUGUCGGUUAUAAAAUCAUCAUUUUUCGGCAACUUCCCCCAACCUGUGAGCCGAACCACCCAAAGUUUCAUUCCUUCCACAACUCCGAGUCCAAGAACGACUGUUUUCAAUGACGUUCUGAGUCCAUCUACCAUCAAUUCGCUCCUCAGAAGCCCUGAAAAAAAGAGAAAGGAACCCAAACAGUUGAGGGUCAUGCUGGACACCAGGAGGAUGUUUUUCAUUCCAGAAAAUGAGGAGAGCGUUCCACCAGAACAGCAACAGCAGGAUCUGGAGUUUGUCUUUCCUGAUUUACAGUUUUAUCCCAAGCCAAUGCGUUUCAAGGAACAUUUGCAAGAAGAAUCUGAGCGCGGCAAUUGCCCGCCGCAAUGUUUCCCAGCAUUUUUCAAGCCAGGCACUUGCGAGCCUUGCGUAAUUUUGAGAUAAGCAGCGUCACCUUAGUUAGUGAAUCUAGGACUGAAACGUGUCAUUUAAUAAAAAUAUAAUUUGUAACACAUUUUGCCAUUUGGGAGAUUUUAAAUUUGAUUCAGGUAGAGGUGACGUUGCCAAUAGAAAAUAGUGCCUUAGUUUGUAGGUAAUUCUAACUGUAAGUACAAAAAUGUUCAUGGAUUCCAAUAAAAGUGAAGUACUUUUUUUAAUUAAAAA